GAGUCCACAGUACAGUGGCCUCUUCAACUCUCUCUCUCUCUCUCUCUCACAGUUCCCAAUUUUCCUUCCAACCGUCCGCCGUCCGAACUGGAGCUAUCGAAUUCUGGACGGCGGCGAAUUCUUUCCGGCAACCGGUGGACUCUAAUCGACCAAUUAAUUGAUCCAUUUUGAAUCUAUUUGUUUGCGGAAAUACUGGAAGUUUUGGACCAUUUUGUUUUGCUUUUCUCAGCGCUCGCAGGGUUUAAGCGGUGACCAAAAGCGAAUCCGAAGGGUUUCUGUUUGCUGAUGGAGCAGGUUGAAGCGGCUGCAUCCGAUUUUCGGCAGAGGAAGCUCGCGAGACAGCUCGAUUUCACGGCGAUGUGCAGGGCCUCUGCCAGUGCAAUACUGCCGGAGCAUCCGCAAGCGCAAUUACAGUCGAAAUUACUGGCAUUGGCGCAGGCACAAGCAUCGCCGCCGCAGGCGAGGCCACAUGCAGUGCCGCAGGCGCAACCGCAAACGCGGAUGAAACAACCGGCGCCACGGAUGGUGCAACAGCCACCGCAGCCCCGGGCGACAUUGCCAGUAACCAUGUUGGAGUCUCCAAAAUCACGACAAAGGAGUAACAUUGGUGUAAAGGAUAUUACUCCUAAGAAACAAAAACAGUGCAAUUGCAGAAAUUCUCGAUGCUUGAAGUUGUACUGUGAAUGCUUUGCUUCGGGGGCUUAUUGUGAUGGUUGCAACUGCUCAAAUUGUCACAAUAAUGUUGAACAUGAAGCUGCUAGGCAAGAGGCUGUUGCAGCAAUCUUAGAGCGUAACCCAACUGCUUUCAGACCAAAGAUUGCUAAUAGUCCACAUAGACUACGGGAUGGUGGGGAAGAGGCAGCAGAGGCAUUAGUAAUGGCAAAGCACAACAAAGGAUGUAACUGUAAAAAGUCAUGGUGUCUCAAGAAGUACUGUGAGUGUUUUCAGGCAAGCAUACUGUGUUCUGAAAAUUGUAAAUGCGUGGACUGCAAAAACUUUGAAGGAAAUGAAGAGAGAAGGAUUCUUUGCCAUGAGGACCAUUCUAAUUUAAUACCAAACAUUCAACUGGCGGCCAAUUCAGCAAUUGAUGGUGCCAUUGGUUCUCCACAUCUUGGCAGCCCCUCAGCAUCAAAGAAGAGAAAGAUUCAGCACCACAUUGGUGGCUCAAUGGCCAGAGAUCAAUCUGUUCAUGGGGUUGCUCCGCUUCAACAAGUUAGUAAGAACGGCCAGGAAAAUCAUUUAAUAGCUCCUGCUGCCUUGUCUUCUCUGUUAUCAGCCCCGGUUUCUUGCAGUACCUCAACAACAGUUAUGAAAUCUUCUAGGUUGACAUCCAGGUCUCAACUAGCCAACUUUAUUCAAUCAGAGGAUGUAAAGGAGCUUUGCUCACUUUUGGUCUUUGUUUCUGCAGAAGCUACAAAGUUGCUUUCAGAUAAAAAAGGGAAAAUGGAUAAACAAGAAGUCAUGCAAAGUCAUGUUAGUUGUUUUACUCAACAGAGAGAGAGUAAAAUAGAAGGUACCAUGCAAAUAUCUGUUCCUGAUGAUUGUUCAAGUGGAAACCAAUUUAACAGAGAGGGUGAUUCUGGGUUGGAUGGAAGUGAUGCCCAAGCUAGACGGCCACCAUCUCCUGCAACGCUUCCUCUGAUGUGUGAUGAACAAGACUCAGUGGUCAUGGAAGCUAGGUCUCCCAAUGCUGCAGCAAGCUGUAAUGGAAACAUGACAUCUCAGGAUCAGAUCUUCACAGAUCUCCAUGCACAGCAGGAAAGGAUUGUCUUGACAAAUUUCAGUGAUUUUCUCAACAGGCUCAUCACUCGUCUGAGCAUUAAAGAGUCCCUGUGUUCUCCAUCGGCCAAAACUGAACCAAGCACCCGACAAGAACCAGAGGACGGCAUUGCGACGGCAAAGACUGAAACAAGGACCCUGGGGGCAAAGGUAUAGUAUAAUCCGUAGGUCAGCUCGCUGCUGAAAUGUUGCAGAACGCUACUGCAAUGCCUUCUGGUAAUAGGUAGUUCUCAGAGUCUGAACUACUGUUUAUAAAUGAAAAGAUAAACCAGAUAUCAAGAAACAGAUGUAGUAAGAUCAAGUAGCUCAAAAUAAAAGGAAAAUGUUUAGUCAUGAUAUCUGGUUGGUCAUACUGCUGCUAUAACAUAGUCUUAGGUCCCUAAUCUUAGCACUUUAUUGAUUGAAGAAUCAGUUACUAAUAGACUAAAUUAUUUAUUGUACUUUUCCAUAAACAUAUGUUUAUGCUUUAAUUGAGAAGCAUUUCUCUCAGCUUCAUCUUUGUGUCUACUCUG
Messenger RNA from Diospyros lotus (date-plum), 2291 nucleotides. RefSeq names its product protein tesmin/TSO1-like CXC 5. Bases 286 to 1935 code for a protein of 549 amino acids. The record is from RefSeq and is a predicted model, not a curated record. The transcript has 8 exons. Gene Ontology annotation, biological process: regulation of DNA-templated transcription. Gene Ontology annotation, cellular component: nucleus. NCBI's taxonomy places the organism in Eukaryota, Viridiplantae, Streptophyta, Magnoliopsida, Ericales, Ebenaceae.